AUGGCUUCCUUGGAGCGCAGCAAACUGAUUGGCGUGAUCGAUGCAGGCACGAACAGUGCGCGGUUUGUGAUUUUCAAACUACCGGAAUUCGAGGAGAUUGCAUCGCAUCAAAUACGCAUUACGCAGAUUGUCCCACGAGACGGUUGGACCGAGCACAAUCCGGUGGAGGUUCUGGAAGCGGUAAGGCUCUGUGCAGUGGAAGCAUGCCACCAGGUGGAAAAGCUUGGCUAUCUCGUCAAAGAUAUCGCCGCAAUCGGUAUCACGAAUCAGCGCGAAACGACCGUCGUGUGGGACAAAAAUACUGGCGAACCUCUGUACAAUGCCAUCGUAUGGAACGAUAUCCGGACGGAUAAAACGGUCGAUCGGGUGUUGGCCCGUCUGCCGGAACAGAACCACAAUCACUUCCGUGCACUGUCUGGGCUCCCAAUUUCGCCCUACUUUUCCGCCCUCAAGCUGAACUGGUUGAAGGACAAUGUGCUGGCAGUAAGGAAGGCGUGCCGGGAGAAGCGUUGUUACGCGGGGACAAUCGACACGUGGUUGGUGUGGAAUUUGACCGGUGGUCCACAAGGUGGUGCCUUCGUGACUGAUGUAACCAACGCGUCCCGUACGCUGCUAAUGAACAUCGAAACACUGCACUGGGAUCCGCUGCUGACGAAAACGUUCUCCGUCCAUCCGGACAUGUUGCCGGAAAUUCGCAGUUCGUCGGAAAUUUACGGCAAGGUGAAGGACAACAGUGUGCUCGAUGGAAUUCCGAUCAGUGCGAUAUUGGGGAAUCAGCAGGCGAGUCUUAUCGGGCAACGGUGCUUAAAGGAGGGUCAGGCAAAGAAUACCUAUCGCAAAGGAUGCUUCCUGCUGUACAAUACGGGAACUAGGUGCGUCCAAUCGACACACGGCCUGGUGACGACGGUAGCGUACCAGAUGGGCCGGAAUGCACCACCGGUGUAUGCUUUGGAAGGCUCAGUAGCAGUAGCCGGUGUGGCCAUGAACUGGUUGCGCGACAACCUUAAAAUUAUCAAGGACAUUAAAGAUUCCGAAGAGAUCGCUGGCAGCGUAUCAUCGACGGGUGAUGUCUACUUCGUACCUGCAUUCACCGGACUGUACGCUCCCUACUGGCGAAAGGAUGCGCGCGGCAUAUUUUGUGGUUUGACCAGUUUCACUACCAAGCACCACUUCGUGAGGGCCGCCUUGGAGGCGGUAUGCUUCCAAACGCGGGACAUUAUUGAAGCGAUGAAAAAAGACUGCGGCAUAAACCUAAACAAGCUGCACGCGGACGGUAUUAUGGCGAACAACAGUCUUUUGAUGCAGCUGCAGGCGGAUUUGAGCGGCAUUCCUGUGUUGAAAACGGAGGUACACGAACCGGCCGCACUCGGAACAGCCAUGGCCGCGGCUCAAGCGAACGGGGUGGAUUUGUACAAGCUGGAAGCGGAAAUCCGCGGUUACGCAGGUGUUCAAUCACACCAUGAAACAUUCCUUCCGACGACGACCGAAGAGGAACGGAAUGCUCGGUACACCAAGUGGAAAAUGGCGGUCCAGCGAAGUUUAGGCUGGGCAGUAUCGAAGAAGAGUGAAGCAAUGACGGAUGAGCGUUACAGCUUACUAGCUUCAAUUCCGGCCGGUUUGUUCCUUGCCACAAGCUUCCUGAUGUUGGUCCACUCGCAACGACGGUGA
This is a messenger RNA of Anopheles marshallii, 1668 nucleotides long. It is a transcript of the gene Gk2, whose product is annotated as glycerol kinase. Gene Ontology annotation, cellular component: mitochondrion. Bases 1 to 1668 code for a protein of 555 amino acids. NCBI's taxonomy places the organism in Eukaryota, Metazoa, Arthropoda, Insecta, Diptera, Culicidae. The transcript has 10 exons. The record is from RefSeq and is a predicted model, not a curated record. Gene Ontology annotation, molecular function: glycerol kinase activity. Gene Ontology annotation, biological process: triglyceride metabolic process; glycerol metabolic process; glycerol-3-phosphate biosynthetic process.